AUGAGUCAUCAGAAAAUCUUCCUGAUCACCGUGAGCACUGCCCUUUUGUGCUCCUAUGCCUUCGCUGCAAGCAGCUACUUGGGACUUGCCCACGGGACGCCACUUGGAGGAUUUUCGCAACACGGUUUCAUCCCCGGUGGUCUUUAUAACAACGGUGCAUCCCUUGUCAACCACGGACUACCACUGGGACAUUUUCCAGGGCCGGUAUAUGGGAAUGGGGGUUACUUGGACUACGCAUAUGGUGGACUUACCAACUCAUACGGCGCUCUACCAAAUGUUAGAGUCGGUGGAGGUAGCGAGGCUGAGGAUGAAAGAUCGUCUGGCUCUGGGUCCAACAAUCAAAAUGUGGAUUCCACUCGAACUGGAAUUCGUGAUUUACAUUCCAGUCCCAUUGCUGGCUUAGGUGGCUUCCCUUCCGCUCUUCUUCCUCACACUUCCAGUGUUGCUUUAGGAACAUACCCUUAUGCUCUUGAACCUCACACUUCCAUUGCUGGUUUCGGAGGAUUCCCUUAUGGUGCUGGACAUCACACCUCUGUUGCUGCUGUUAGUGGAAUCCUCCCUAAUGUUGCAUCUUCAGGCGCAUUCCCGUAUGGUCUUCAGCCUUACACCGCUAUUGAUUAUUUAGCUGGAUUCCCUUAUGGUGUUGGACCUCAGUCUCCCAUUGCUGGUUCAACUGGAUUCCACACAGGUGUGGGUGGACUGCCUCCUUAUCUUGGACCGUACGCUGCUGGUGCUGGUUUUGGCAGAUUCAACGCCGCUUUCGGACAAAAUACCCCCAAUGCUGCCUUUAGGUCUCGCACCUCAGCUAACAUGGCUUCAGGGAAUAUGAACAAGCAGGAAGUACAGAACCAAUAA
This is a messenger RNA of Penaeus indicus, 855 nucleotides long. Its product is annotated as shematrin-like protein 3. NCBI's taxonomy places the organism in Eukaryota, Metazoa, Arthropoda, Malacostraca, Decapoda, Penaeidae. The transcript has 2 exons. Bases 1 to 855 code for a protein of 284 amino acids. The record is from RefSeq and is a predicted model, not a curated record.